AGUAGGCGCCUCUCUGGUGAGAGGAGGCGGCUCCAGCCCGCAGCCUGGGGUAGUUGCUACUAUUGGCCCCCAGCGCCCGCUCUGCGCGCGCGCCGUUUCUGGCGGAUCCCCAGUGCGCUGCGCGCUGUUUACACCGGCGUGGUACUAGUCACCGAGCCGCACCCCUCGGAAAGCGCGGAGUCGAUGACAGCCACUUCACAGGCUCACGCGCUCCUAGUGUGGGCUUGAAGGGGACGGGGACCGAUUACCAAAGGAGAGCGCUGAGUACGGAAGACACAGGGCAGCCUUUGUCUUGGGUUUAGCGCUGAUGCGCUCAACCCUGAAUCGGGUUCACUGCAACUGUUGUGUCCGAUUUCGGUUCCCUGCAACCGCCCUCCUGGGCGAGAGAUGUCAUUGUGUUCCUGCGGCCAGCGGGACUGAGAGCUGGGACUUAAGACGCCAGGAGGGUCCUGCGCUCACGGGAAAUGUACCCCAAAAGAACUCUGAGAGAAUAUACUCAACUGUCCUGCUGUGAUUAAACAAGACUGCUGUAUUUUACCUGAGCUUGGCAAAGCAAGGAUAUGAACAAUUGUGCAGGUGGGCUACUCAGGGCGAGUGAAGAGAUAAGGCAUCCAAUCGGGGAUUGGCCACCUGCAGCCCUGCCAAUAUGCCCCUCCACCAGAUUUCCGUAAUCCCAGCACGGGAGACUGCCAGCAAUGGGAGAAAUUCAAUGGGCAGAAACAAAGAGAAGAACAAGGAAGUCGAGAAUUUCAGAAAUUGAAAAGGGAUAAGAGGAAGGAGAAAAUGCUGGGCUGGUGUGAAGCGAUAGCCCGUAACCCUCACAGAAUUCCAAACAACACGCGAACACCCGAGAUCUCAGGGGAUUUGGCUGACGCGUCACAAACCUCCACACUGAGUGAAAAAUCCCCAGGGCGAUCUGCAAGUCGAUCAAGUAACAUCUCAAAAGCAAGCAGCCCAACAACAGGGACAGCUCCCAGGAGCCAGUCAAGGUUGUCUGUCUGUCCAUCCACUCAGGACAUCUGCAGAUCUGCCAUCUUGCAUGACAUGUCAGAAGAGUCAUUUGAGUAUUGCACCCCUGUCAUGGUGCUGAGCCCUGCUAGGAAGGAGUCUGGUAAGAAAUCAGUAAAACAAAGACCUAGGAGGAGGAGAAAAGCCUCUGAGAGAUAUGAGCAUGCUGCAGAAGAACAAAUAAGAGGGAGAAAAAAUGACUUUCACCUUCAAAUCUCAAGCCCCAGGUGGAGGGAGCUUUACACAGAUUCUUCAGAUUCAUCUUCCACAGAUGAGAGUCAUUGGAUUCAGGCAAAAAGAAGAGCCCAGGUUAAAUUCAGACUGUCAAGAAGAAGGAGGAGAAAUAAUAAUAAGCCAUGUGAAAACUUAGCUGGGUCUUCCACUCCUAACGGAAUUGAGCUCGUUGAUCUGGGAUCCAAAGGUAAAGAGCAACAAGAGCUGAUUGAAUGUGAGAGUUGCUCUUUAAAUCUCCACAGAGGAAAACAUACAAGGCACCAAGAAUGCAACCCUUCUCUGACUCAAGGACCCUCUGAAAUUAAGAGAUCCUCAAGGAAUCAUGAGAAGAGCAAAGGUAGAUAUCACCACAGAGAUCCUCGGCUCUUGCAAAGUCUUAGGAAAAAUGAAAUAAUGAAGAAGACAUUUUCAGAAACAGAUUCCAGCACUGAAAUACUGGGAGUUCCAGAAGGCAGCAAGGACAUGAAUGAUGCAGGGCUCCAGGUGAAUAACCCUGUUCAGAAGCCUCCUGCCACCUAUGACGAUGGGUCUGAUAAUUUAGAAGUAUGCAGAAUCUGUCACUGCGAAGGGGAUGAAGAGAGCCCCCUCAUCACACCCUGUCGCUGCACUGGGACACUGCGCUUUGUCCACCAGUCCUGCCUCCACCAGUGGAUAAAGAGCUCAGAUACACGCUGCUGUGAGCUCUGCAAGUAUGACUUCAUAAUGGAGACCAAGCUCAAACCCCUCCGGAAGUGGGAGAAACUACAGAUGACCACAAGUGAAAGGAGGAAAAUAUUCUGCUCUGUCACAUUCCACGUAAUCGCGAUCACCUGUGUGGUUUGGUCUUUGUAUGUAUUGAUAGACCGGACAGCGGAGGAAAUCAAGCAAGGCAAUGACAAUGGUGUCCUUGAAUGGCCAUUUUGGACAAAACUGGUUGUGGUAGCCAUUGGCUUCACAGGAGGUCUUGUCUUCAUGUACGUACAGUGUAAAGUCUACGUUCAGUUGUGGCGCAGGCUGAAGGCCUACAACCGUGUGAUCUUUGUACAAAAUUGCCCAGACACUGCCAAAAAACUGGAGAAGAACUUCUCAUGCAAUGUAAACACAGACAUCAAAGAUGCUGUGGUAGUGCCUGUACCACAAACAGGUACAAAUUCACUGCCAUCUGCAGAGGGUGGCCCCCCUGAAGUUGUAUCAGUUUGAUGGAACCUGUUGGGAGUUUCUUCACUGAAGAAUAUCUUUCUAGCCCACAGCCACUACAAACGACAGAAGUGAUCUUGAAUUAUUUACUCCCUUCAGCUCCUCCUUUCUCCUACUGACACAUUUUUCCUGACUUUGUUCAAAGAGGAAAGGAGAAAAACAGACCAAAUGCCCAGGAGCCCAUGAAGUAAUAGCGUAAAGUAUGAUAUGGAAAUGUGAAGUUUGCAAGAGAAUGAUUUCUAAGACAAUUAAGAACUACUGGGGCAAUGAAUGCUUUUAGGCAGUAAUCAAAGAUUAAAUGGACCCAUGAUACUCUUCUUCACAGUAACAGGGGAAAAGUUCAAGAAUACAGACUUGAAUUGCAAUGUGUAUUACUUCUAGGGCCUUGUAAUGUUAACUGUCUCAUCUGGAAAUAACUAACAUAUUUGGUUUUAAGCCUGAAAUCGUCUGCAUUAUCCCUAAGUCACAUUGGAAGUGAACUUGGAGGAUGCAUAUUUUGAUAUGCUUCGACAGCUAACAGAUUUGUAUGGUUUAGUGGAGUCUGGUUAUUUUGACAGAUGCAUGUUUUUUUAAAUAGAUGCAAUAUACAUUUGAAGACAUUGAUAUUUGGAAUUAUGUUUAAGUCACGCAAAAGAUUUUCAGAAAAUGUUCGGAUAUAAUUAGCUCUGUUAAAUACCCACAGAACUCAGUUAUCAGGGCUUAUAUUUUUACCUGGUUCCUCUAAUACAGUGCUGUCCAAUAGAAACACAACAGCCACAAAUGCAGGCCACAGAUGCAAAUAUUUAACUUCCCAGUAGCCCUAUUUUAAAAAGUAAAAAUAAACGUUUGUUAAAAUGAAUUUUGAUUUUUUAAAAACACUAUAUAUGUUAUUUCAACAUGUCAUCAUCAAUAUAAAAACAUUGAUUGAUUGAUUGAUUUGAUAGUUUACAUCUGUUUCUUGACAAGUUUUCAAAAUCCAGUUGGUAAUUUAAAAGUACACUUCAACUUGAAUUAACUAUAUUGGAUAGCACAGCCGUAAAAUUAGAGACUAGGCUUCUGCUUUAUUUAACAGUUGUUGAAUAUUUCAAAACAGUUUAAUUCUUUUAUUUCAAAGUCUCACAAAAGUUAGUUAUGAUUUUUAAAAGCAUUAAAUUAAAUUAAGUGUCCUCAUUUUAAAGUCAGAUGAAGUUCACAUCUCUAAAGGGUAAAAAUCCAAAAGUAUAGAAAGAUAAAACAAUCUGCCUGUAGCAAAGUUGUGAAAUUAAUUUGUUACUAUGAAGUACUUACAAUAGGGGAAUAAAAUUACCUACUUUUGUUAUUAAAUCAAAUGUGUAAGGCUUAUUUCAUCCAUAUGAGGUGUCAACUUGACAGAUGAUGAGUAAUUAUGACUAAGAAUCUAGCCCUUACUUUUAAAAACUGACAGGAUUUCCCUUGCUCAGUUAGUUAGUUAGAAAACAAAAAUAUUCAACAGAUUCUGUGAUAAGUAAUUAAUUGUUUAGGUUUGACAGUUGAUUAUUGUGUUCUUUGCAUAUUCAUGUAAAACUGAUGUGUGAAUGACAUUGCAGUGAGCUAGAUUAAUGGUGAUUAUAGAUACAGUAGCCUGUCAAAGAAAGAUGUCCUACAUUAAAAAAGGUGACUUAUUUUUGUUAGCUGUCAUUAUUUAUUAACAUGAAAAGGCAAUGAUGGCCAUAAGAACCAAAGCAUGAGUAUCACACUGCACAAAUCUGGGUAUCACAUGGAUGCACUUUGUAAUUAUCAGUGUGCUUGUUCUUCACAGAUCAUAGGAAAAAGGAAAAAAAAAACAAACCUUUAAAUGAGGAGAAAGAUGGUAUGAAUAUUAGUAGUGGCUGACACUGAGUCCAAAUAGUCUUGAUUCCUAGAAAUAAACAAAAGGUAAACAAUGUCAA
Molecule: messenger RNA, 4304 nt
Organism: Pan troglodytes (chimpanzee)
Lineage: Eukaryota; Metazoa; Chordata; Mammalia; Primates; Hominidae
Gene: MARCHF1
Product: membrane associated ring-CH-type finger 1
Exons: 10
Coding region: 784-2421 (545 amino acids)
Molecular function (GO): zinc ion binding
Source: RefSeq, a predicted model, not a curated record